GCCAUUCUAGGCCAAGACUCGAACGACAUAAUAAAGUCCCUUGUCGCAUACAAGUACUCCCUUCUCUUCCCAUACUCUGAAGAUGGCGUAUACGGAUCGUACUUCAGACUUCAAAGAAACUGUACGGAAAUGCCGGGCUUCUCUGCCAAACACCGAUAGGCGAAAGUCUGCAUCUGACAGGCAGAGUCGGGAACAAGAUCUUUUUGGCAAAGAAUAUGUCUCUGAGGCAUACAAGAUUCUCACCCAUAUCACGACUCUGACACGCAUGUUGUCUACCAUCCGAAAACCAUACCUAAACCUGGACUCACGGCGUGGUCCGUUUGCUCGGCAUACAUCUCGAACAUUGGAUUUCAGUGGCAACGAUGAGCAGUCGUGGUCGUCGAUACGUCAGCUUUCUAACGAAGAACGGGAUCAAAUUGACUUGCAAGCACGGCUCAUCUUGUCCCGUUGUGCGGACAGAGUCAAAGAAAUAGAAGCCCUAGAAAAGCGACGCGCUGAGCUUGUUGCUAGCAAGACUAAUCCGCUAACCCGGUUCUUACCAGCGCGACUGCGACAAGACGAGUCGUCAAUCGCCUCAGAUUUCAUCGCAGCGCAUCAUUCGAGUAUAACGUGGUAUCUGAACCGCCGUCUCGCAGAGGCCAGUCAAAGCCAGAAGAUUAUGCAGGAAGAGCGCGUGAAGCGGGAGCUGGAGAGGUCACGGACUCUCGGCUCAGGUGCAGCGAAGGCGGCUUUGGAUAUCGGGAAUUCAGAUCUCAGGAGGGGCAAGCUGGCUAGGGCGGGGCGUCUUCCAGGGCCACUACAGCCACGUUCCGACACUACACCAAGCUCUGUCGACUCUGCACUUUCGAUGGAAGAUGACGACGACGAUAUUGAGCUGUCAGCCUCUCAAAUUCUCCAGUUUGAAACAGAAAACGCCAAUAUCCUGAGAGGUGUACAAGAUACACUGGAAUCGGUUCAGCAGGCUGAAUCGCGCCUUAUGGAUAUCAGUGCUCUUCAGAUGGAAGCUGACCAGCUAUACGAAGAUGCAAUUGCCACGACGGGUAUGGUGGAAAAGGGUAAUGUCCAGUUGCGGGAGGCGAGGAGGCGAGCAAAGGACGGUAGAAUUUUCAUUCUUCUAUUCCUUAUAGGCGCAAGUCUUAGUCUAUUGUUCUUGCAUUAUUAUUGA
Desarmillaria tabescens is the source of this 1165-nucleotide messenger RNA. Its product is annotated as snare protein syntaxin 18/UFE1. The coding region runs from base 83 to 1165 and encodes 360 amino acids. NCBI's taxonomy places the organism in Eukaryota, Fungi, Basidiomycota, Agaricomycetes, Agaricales, Physalacriaceae. The record is from RefSeq and is a predicted model, not a curated record. Gene Ontology annotation, biological process: retrograde vesicle-mediated transport, Golgi to endoplasmic reticulum. The transcript is spliced from 6 exons. Gene Ontology annotation, cellular component: endoplasmic reticulum; SNARE complex.